Penicillium soppii is the source of this 2928-nucleotide messenger RNA. Its product is annotated as glycoside hydrolase family 35 protein. The coding region runs from base 1 to 2928 and encodes 975 amino acids. The record is from RefSeq and is a predicted model, not a curated record. The transcript is spliced from 4 exons. NCBI's taxonomy places the organism in Eukaryota, Fungi, Ascomycota, Eurotiomycetes, Eurotiales, Aspergillaceae. Gene Ontology annotation, cellular component: vacuole. Gene Ontology annotation, molecular function: beta-galactosidase activity. Gene Ontology annotation, biological process: carbohydrate metabolic process.
AUGCGUUUACUUGGGCUUCUCUCUGUUCUCCUGGGACUGUUGUCCUUGGCCUCGGCAACGGACAAUGGCAAGACUACCGAUGUGACCUGGGAUCAUUACAGCCUCACUGUCAAAGGAGAGAGAGUUUUCAUCUUUUCAGGCGAAUUCCACUACCAGCGACUUCCUGUCCCGGAGCUAUGGCUGGACGUGUUUCAAAAGCUAAGAUCAAAUGGGUUUAACGCGAUUUCCAUCUACUUCUUCUGGAGCUACCACUCUGCCUCGGAAGAUACCUUUGACUUCGAAAACGGUGCCCAUGACAUCCAGCGCGUGUUCGACUACGCCAAACAGGCAGGUCUGUAUGUAAUUGCGCGCGCUGGGCCUUACUGCAACGCCGAAACUUCCGCCGGCGGCUUUGCUUUAUGGGCGUCGAAUGGUCAAAUGGGCAGUACGCGCACAAGCGCAAGUUCCUACUAUGAUCGAUGGUAUCCCUGGAUCCAAGAGGUCGGCAAGAUCAUUGCCGCAAACCAAAUCACGAACGGUGGCCCGGUCAUUCUCAAUCAACAUGAAAAUGAACUGCAAGAAACAACCCACAGUGCUGAUAACACGGUCGUCAAGUAUAUGGAGCAGAUUAAAGCUGCGUUUGCUGAAGCGGGUAUCGUCGUCCCAAGCACCCACAAUGAGAAGGGAAUGCGCUCUAUGAGCUGGUCCACAGAUUACGAGGACGUAGGCGGUGCCGUCAACGUCUAUGGCCUGGAUUCUUACCCAGGUGGUUUGUCGUGUACGAACCCGAACACGGGAUUCAAUCUUGUUCGCACAUAUUAUCAGUGGUUCCAGAACUACUCCAGCUCUCAGCCGGAAUACCUGCCCGAAUUCGAGGGUGGUUGGUUCUCUGCUUGGGGAGGUACAUUCUACGAUCAGUGCUCUACUGAGCUUUCGCCGGAAUUCGCCGACGUCUACUAUAAGAACAAUAUUGGUUCCAGGGUCACCUUGCAGAAUCUGUAUAUGGUUAUGGGUGCUACGUCUUGGGGACAGAGUGCUGCACCUGUUGUUUAUACUUCCUAUGAUUACUCUGCUCCUAUGCGUGAGACUCGUGAGAUUCGGGACAAGCUCAAGCAGACUAAGCUGAUUGGAUUGUUUACUCGGGUCUCUUCUGGUCUGCUAAAGACCCAGAUGGAGGGCAAUGGAACGGGUUAUACCAGUGAUGCUAGUAUCUACACCUGGGCCUUGCGCAACCCAGACACUCAGGCGGGCUUCUAUGUUCUCGCGCAUUCUACAAGCUCGUCUCGUGCUGUGACUAGCUUUUCGCUGAGUGCUAACACCUCCGCUGGUGCAAUCACUAUCCCAGAUAUAGAGCUAGACGGCCGCCAGAGCAAGAUCAUAGUGACAGACUAUCAGAUCGGCAAUGGCUCGAGCCUUCUCUACUCGUCCGCAGAAGUUCUGACCUACGCCACCCUCGACGUGGACGUCAUCGUUUUCUACCUGAACAUCGGCCAAAAGGGUGUGUUUGUGCUCAAGGAUGCGCCAACUCUCAAGUUCCAGACCUACGGUAACUCGAAAGUAAGCUCUGCUUCAUCGGAUCAUGGUACUCAGUAUACCUACACUCAAGGUGAAGGCACAACAGUGGUCAAAUUCUCGAACGGUGUACUGGUCUAUCUCCUCGACAAAGAGACGGCAUGGAACUUCUUUGCAGUGCCCACUACUUCCGAUCCGCUCGUGGACCCCAGCAAGCAGAUCCUUGCCUUGGGGCCAUAUCUAGUCCGGACAGCAGCUGUCAGUGGACACACUGUCAGUCUUGUUGGCGAUAACUCCAACAAAACUUCUCUCGAGGUUUACCCGGGUAACUCAAAAGUCACCAAGAUCAAGUGGAACGGCAAGGAACUCUCAACCAAGAAGACAGCUUACGGCAGUCUCAUCGGAUCAGCCCCAGGAGCCGAAGAUGCCAAGAUAUCACUUCCAACGCUGAAAUCCUGGAAGGCCCAAGACACACUCCCAGAAAUUCAGCCAGGAUACGAUGAUUCUCGCUGGACAAUCUGUAACAAGACAACCUCCGUCAACUCCGUGGCCCCUCUCACACUCCCGGUCCUUUACUCCGGAGACUACGGAUAUCACGCCGGCACAAAAGUCUACCGCGGUCGCUUCAACGGCAGCGCGACCGGCGCAAACCUCACUGUCCAGAACGGCGUCGCUGCCGGCUGGGCCGCCUGGUUGAAUGGGAUCUACGUCGGCGGAGCCGUUGGCAGUCCGUCUCUAGCCACUACCUCGGCCCAGCUCCUCUUCAACAGCUCCAUCUUGAAGACCGAGAACGUGCUCACCGUCGUCAUGGACUACACCGGCCACGACGAGGCAAAUGUAUCUCCCAACGGCGCCCAAAACCCGCGCGGAAUCCUAGGCGCCACACUCCUCGGUGGCAAUUUCACGUCGUGGCGCAUUCAAGGCAACGCGGGCGGCGAAAAGAACAUCGAUCCUGUCCGUGGACCCAUGAACGAAGGAGGCUUAUACGGUGAACGGCUCGGAUGGCACCUCCCCGGCUACAAGGCUUCUAAGACGGCUACAUCGAGUAGUCCGUUGGAUGGUGUGUCUGGGGCCGCUGGGCGGUUCUACACGACGACUUUCAAGCUCAACCUUGAUUCUGACCUCGACGUUCCGAUUGGUCUGCAGCUUGCUGCGUCUGAUUCCCCGGCUGUGGUACAGAUCUUCAUGAAUGGGUAUCAAUUUGGACAUUAUUUACCUCAUAUUGGUCCUCAGACGAGGUUCCCAUUCCCGCCGGGGGUUAUUAAUAACCGUGGAGAGAAUACGCUGGCAAUCAGUUUGUGGGCCUUAACCGAUGCCGGGGCUAAACUGAGUCAGGUGGAUUUGGUUGCUUACGGCGCUUAUCGGACUGGAUUUGAUUUCAAUCACGAUUGGUCCUAUUUGCAGCCCAAGUGGAAAGACCGGAGUCAAUAUGUUUAG